Alexandromys fortis (reed vole) is the source of this 915-nucleotide messenger RNA. It is a transcript of the gene Rab3c, whose product is annotated as RAB3C, member RAS oncogene family. Lineage: Eukaryota; Metazoa; Chordata; Mammalia; Rodentia; Cricetidae. Gene Ontology annotation, molecular function: GTPase activity; myosin V binding; GTP binding. The coding region runs from base 1 to 687 and encodes 228 amino acids. The record is from RefSeq and is a predicted model, not a curated record. Gene Ontology annotation, cellular component: synaptic vesicle; plasma membrane; endosome. Gene Ontology annotation, biological process: protein secretion; protein localization to plasma membrane; regulation of exocytosis. The transcript is spliced from 5 exons.
AUGAGACACGAGGCGCCCAUGCAGAUGGCCUCUGCACAAGAUGCCAGGUUUGGCCAGAAGGACUCCUCUUCUGACCAGAACUUCGACUACAUGUUCAAGUUGCUGAUCAUUGGCAAUAGCAGCGUGGGAAAAACAUCUUUCCUGUUCCGCUACGCGGACGACUCCUUUACCUCUGCGUUUGUCAGCACGGUUGGCAUCGAUUUCAAAGUCAAAACUGUUUUCAAAAAUGAAAAGAGAAUCAAGCUUCAGAUUUGGGACACAGCAGGCCAGGAAAGAUACAGGACCAUCACCACAGCCUAUUAUCGAGGGGCCAUGGGCUUCAUUUUAAUGUAUGACAUCACAAACGAAGAAUCCUUCAAUGCCGUACAAGACUGGUCAACUCAGAUCAAAACAUACUCAUGGGAUAAUGCACAGGUUAUCCUGGUUGGAAACAAAUGUGACAUGGAAGAUGAACGGAUCAUCUCCACUGAGAGAGGCCAGCAUUUAGGAGAACAGCUUGGGUUUGAGUUUUUUGAAACCAGCGCCAAGGAUAACGUGAACGUGAAGCAAACCUUCGAGCGCCUUGUGGACAUCAUCUGUGACAAAAUGUCCGAGAGCAUGGAGACCGACCCAGCCGUCACCGCCGCGAAGCAGAGCACGCGACUCAAGGAAACGCCUCCCCCGCCACAGCCCAACUGCGGCUGCUAAUGUCUCCCACACGGGAGCUCCGAGUGGCUCCAGGGCGGCCAAGAAAUAGCAUUUAUAAAUGGUCUAGUAGCCUCCACUUAUACUGCCUAACGAUUAUUUGAAGGAAGUCUUUGAUGUCAGUGGCCCAUAUAUGCAUUCAAACCUUGAGCAAUUCUCCCGUGUUAGUACGUGGCAAACUCGACCUUACGUUUGUAAAGGUCGUUCAUCUUAUAAACACCUGGUACCUGC